UCCUUAAGGUGAUUAGGGGUCUUUAAGGUGGCGAUUAGGGGUCUUUAAGGUGGCGGUUAGGGGUCCUUAAGGUCAUUAAGGUGGUGGAUAGGGGUCCUUUUCCGUGAUAGUUUAUUGUCAGACAACGAAAUGAAGAGGAAGUCCAACCAACCCCAGCAGUCAAAAUGUGCCGGCACCAUCACAUACCGCCCAAAGACCACCGAGGCGGUCUCUGUGGCUGCUACAGAACCACACAGAGUCUCAGAACCAGCUGUGGCAAAACCAAGACACCUGUCUAUGUCCCAUCACAGCCUCAGCCUCCUCAGGUUCCUGAACGAGGACCGGAACAGGGAGCGGUUCUGUGACGUGUCUGUGGCUGUGGGCGGUAACAUCUAUAAAGCCCACAAAGUGGUGCUGGCCCAGGGCAGCAGCUACUUCCACGCAGAGCUGUCCAAGAACCCCUCCACGGGGCGGGUCACCCUGGACCACGUGGACGAGUCUGUGUUCAGACACCUCCUGGGCUUCCUCUACACCUCUGAGUGUGUGGUGGCCGAGGCGGAGGUCCCAGCUCUCAUGAAGGCGGCUCGCUUCCUGGACAUGAUGGAGGUGCUAAAGCUGCUGUGUGUGGAGGUAGGGGACGUUUGCCGGUCCCAGACGGAGAGGGACCAGGAGGUGGGGACUACUGGGACCACCGGGCGUCCAGAGGGGAUGGUCCGUGAGGAUCCACCAACCAGCACUGCAUGCUCCAUGUGUGGCCGCAGGCUGUGCAGCAUGAAGUCCCUGCAGAACCACAUGGUCCGGAGUCACGGGCUCCAACGCCGCGGGGAGCCGGCCCAGGAGCGGCCCGGGCCCACCACGGGGCCGGCUGAGACGGCUACCGGGGCCCGGAGGUCAGCUCGCAGCCGGAAGACCCCCGCCAAGUACAAGAGGGAUUUGCUCACGGUGUACCCCCUGGCUAAGCCCAAAGAGAAGCCCCCCACCUCGUCAGCAAAAGAGGAGGACGAGGAUGAGGAAGACGAGGAGGAGGAGGAAGAAGAAAAAAGGGAAGGAGACACACUCAUGAAAAAGCCUAACCCUAAAUUGGACUUGAGCGAGACGUUGCAGUUUCAGACGGACAAUGAGGAGGAGGGAGUGAGGAUGAGGGAGGGGAGCGAGGCAGGGGUCGGAGGUGAAGGCUCGCUGAAGCGUGCAAAAUGGCAGCAGAGUUCUUCAGAAGCCGACGCUAAGCUGGGCCUCUCCGGGCCCCCAGGGGCCCCGGCCGUGAAGAAUGUCCCCCAGGCUCCGGUGUACCCUGAGGGUCUGGCCCCCAUCCUCAUCCACCAGGCCAACAAGAAGAUCCUCAAGUGCCCCAAAUGUGAGAAGACCUUUGACCGUGCAGGGAAGUACGAGAGUCACACCAGGGUGCACACGGGCGAGAAGCCCUUCCAGUGCGACGUCUGUCUCCAGCGCUACUCCACAAACUCCAACCUGACGGUGCACAAGAAGAAGCACGCGGGCGACUCGCAGCUCCAGAAGAAGGAUCACAAGUGUCCUUUCUGCAGCAAGCUGCACGCCAGCCGCAAGACGCUCACCAAGCACGUCAGGAGAUUUCACCCCGACCAGAUGCAGGAGUUUCUUGCCAUGCGCACCAAGAAGAGUGACGGCUGGAAAUGUGCGGUGUGUCUGAAGACCUUCACACGCAGGCCUCACCUUGAAGAACACAUGAUCCUACACAGCCAGGACCGGCCCUUCAAAUGCACCUUCUGUGACCAACACUUUAAGUCCAGGUUCGCCCGACUGAAGCACCAGGAAAAGUUUCAUUUGGGUCCAUUUCCCUGUGGGAUCUGCGGCCGACAGUUCAACGACACGGGCAACAGAAAGAGGCACAUCGAGUGUACCCAUGGGGGCAAACGGAAAUGGACCUGCCCCGUUUGCGGGAAAUCUGUGAGGGAGCGGACCACCCUGAAGGAGCACCUGAGGAUCCACAGCGGGGAGAGACCCCACCUCUGCAGCAUCUGUGGCCAGAGCUUCCGCCACGGCAGCUCGUACAGGCUCCACCUCAGAAUGCACCACGAUGACAAGCGCUACGAGUGUGAGGAAUGCGGGAAGACAUUCAUUCGCCACGACCACCUGACCAAACACCAGAAAACUCACUCUGGGGAGAAAGCGCACCAGUGUGAGCAAUGUGGGAAGUGUUUCAGAAGGCCCGACCAUCUGACGGUCCACUACAAAACCGUGCAUCUGGGAGAGAAAGUGUGGCAGAAGUAUAAAACUGCGAUGCACGAGUGUGAGGUUUGCAAGAAAGAAUUCAAAGGGAAGUCCAGCCUUGAAAUGCACUUCAGGACACACUCUGGUGAGAAGCCUUACUGGUGCUCCGAGUGCCACCAGAGCUUCCGCAUCAAGAAGACGCUGACCAAGCACAUGGUGACCCACUCCGACGCACGCCCCUUUAACUGCCCCCACUGCAGCGCCACCUUUAAGAGGAAGGACAAGCUCAAGUACCAUGUGGACCACGUGCACGUCAUCAACACGGUGGUCCUCGAUGCCGACAAGUUGGCCGCCGCCGCCGCCGCCACUCUCCCCCCGUACAGGGAUGCGCAGAAGGGGUACCAGGCCGAGUCCGGCGAACCGCCACGGCACGCGGCCGCGGUCAAUGGCAGUCCUCCGAUGACGCUGGCGCCCAUCCCCAUGUCUGCCGACUCUGCCGUGCAGCAGAGAGGGGGCUUGGAGGGCAGUGGCGGACAUCAGAGCCCCCUGUCCCCCCAGCCAUCCCCCGGCGUCCUCCCCAUGCACCCCCAGGGCCCGCUGCCUCCCGGCGUCCUCCCCAUGCACCCCCAGGGCUCGCCCCCGGCCGCUGCCUAUCAGGCGGCCGCCGAGGCCUUCCUGGAGAAGUACGCCCUUACCCCGCAGCCCACGGCCGUGCUCCACACCGUGCGCUCCCACCACAUGCUGGACCCCCGGGAGCAGUCCUACCUCGGGACGCUGCUGGGGCUGGACCCGGCGGCGCCCGGCUUGGACCACGCUCACUGACCAGCCUCGGGGGGGGGCCCCGGCUCGGACCACGCUCACUGACCGGCCUCGGGGGGGCCCCGGCUCGGACCACGCUCACUGACCGGCCUCGGGGGGGCCCCGGCUCGGACCACGCUCACUGACCGGCCUCGGGGGGGGCCCCGGCUCGGACCACGCUCACUGACCGGCCUCGGGGGGGGCCCCGGCUCGGACCACGCUCACUGACCGGCCUCUGGGGCCCCGGCUCGGACCACACUCACUGACCAGCCUCUUGGGCCCCGGCUCGGACCACGCUCACUGUCCGGCCUUGGGGGGGGGCCCCGGCUCGAACCACGCUCACUGACUGGCCUCUUGGGAGGGAGGAACACUUUGACCGUCAUAUGAGCUAACAUCGCCUUACAUCAUUGUUGAGUAGUCAAUUUUGAUUGGUCAAUAACGUUUCAAGGGUAUGCAUUUUUUUUUUUUAAGUCCUCCCCAUGCACCCCCAGGGCUCGCCCCCGGCCGCUGCCUACCAGGCGGCCGCCGAGGCCUUCCUGGAGAAGUACGCCCUUACCCCGCAGCCCACGGCCGUGCUCCACACCGUGCGCUCCCACCACAUGCUGGACCCCCGGGAGCAGUCCUACCUCGUGACGCUGCUGGGGCUGGACCCGGCGGCGCCCGGCUUGGACCACGCUCACUGACCAGCCUCGGGGGGGGGCUCCGGCUCGGACCACGCUCACUGACCGGCCUCGGGGGGGCCCCGGCUCGGACCACGCUCACUGACCGGCCUCGGGGGGGCCCCGGCUCGGACCACGCUCACUGACCGGCCUCGGGGGGGGCCCCGGCUCAGACCACGCUCACUGACCGGCCUCUGGGGCCCCGGCUCGGACCACACUCACUGACCAGCCUCUUGGGCCCCGGCUCGGACCACGCUCACUGUCCGGCCUUGGGGGGGGGCCCAGGCUCGAACCACGCUCACUGACUGGCCUCUUGGGAGGGAGGAACACUUUGACCGUCAUAUGAGCUAACAUCGCCUUACAUCAUUGUUGAGUAGUCAAUUUUGAUUGGUCAAUAACGUUUCAAGGGUAUGCAUUUUUAUUUUUUAAGUGAUUGGAAACCAUCACUUAAGGGGAGGAAAAGGGAAGCCUUUUAACCGUGUCAAAUCAAUGCACUACAAAACAUUAACAACAAAGGUCAAAGUAUUGUUGACCGGAUGUCUGCUCGACGACAACACAAUCACAUUCGCUGCAGAAGAAUAUUUAAAUUUCGGCAAUGUUCAAUGUUCCUUUUCUCCUUCGUGCAGCAUUCAAAUAAGAGGUCCCUACUGGUCCGGGUACUAAAGUAUAAUCCGUAUUCCCAGCACAAUCCUUAAGUGGAUGAAUGAUAAUACAUUGUCCAUGUUUUUUUCAAUGUCCAUGAACUUCAAGAAUAUCAAGUAGAUCAAACUAGAAAAACAGCCUCUAUUUUUUUUGUUGUCAGGCACUAACCCUAACCAAAAACGAGAAAUCGAUUUGAAUUAUCCUUACAAAUUGAAGACCACAAGUGAGUGGAAUCAGAGAGGGUAAACCGGAAGUAAACUUAAACCAUGAAAAUGAUCAGAUUAAGCUAGAUACCUCAUUAGUGUGAUCUAUAGUGAUAAUAUUGUAAUUGAGUGGCAUUAGUUAUUGUGGAAAGUGUUACCUCUAUCUGCUACCUAAAUAAAGAACAUCUAUAAAUCACCA
Gadus macrocephalus (Pacific cod) is the source of this 4667-nucleotide messenger RNA. RefSeq names its product zinc finger and BTB domain containing 41 (gene zbtb41). The coding region runs from base 130 to 2988 and encodes 952 amino acids. Gene Ontology annotation, biological process: regulation of transcription by RNA polymerase II. Lineage: Eukaryota; Metazoa; Chordata; Actinopteri; Gadiformes; Gadidae. The transcript has 11 exons. The record is from RefSeq and is a predicted model, not a curated record. Gene Ontology annotation, molecular function: RNA polymerase II transcription regulatory region sequence-specific DNA binding; protein binding; DNA-binding transcription factor activity, RNA polymerase II-specific. Gene Ontology annotation, cellular component: nucleus.